Molecule: messenger RNA, 939 nt
Organism: Hirsutella rhossiliensis
Lineage: Eukaryota; Fungi; Ascomycota; Sordariomycetes; Hypocreales; Ophiocordycipitaceae
Exons: 3
Coding region: 1-939 (312 amino acids)
Source: RefSeq, a predicted model, not a curated record
AUGGGCGUCGCGGGCAGCUAUAGCUCUUACUAUCAAGAGCCGCAGUCGGCCUUCUCGACGCCCAACAUGUCGGCGACGGCCAUGACCUACGGGGCAGACUAUGGCUCGGACACGCGAGGGCAGAACCAAAGCUUUGGAAACUACAACGCUGGCAUGAUGAUGUACAACGUUCCACAGCCGAACACACAAACGCCCGUCUACGACACGCAACCGUUUGCGCAGCGCCAGCAGCAAACCGCCAUGCCCAUGAUGGCGCCGGACGUCGCUUCCACGUACUUUGGCUCCGAGGCGGGAGCAGCGGCGACGUCGGGCUUGCAGCACGCCGGCCAGGGCACGAGCGCCUCGACGGGUGAGUACCAGCAGCAGGGCGCACACAUGAGCUACCCGGGCAACAUCAACGCGAUGCAGCAGCAGGGAGCGGCCGGCGCGAACGCGGGGGCGGCUGAGGGCCACGAAUACCGCGACGCCGCGCUGGAGGAGAAGUGGCUAAACUAUCAGCGGCAACUGGGAACCGUCUUCCAGGAUAUCAAGAAUGGGUCCCUGGAGAGCGCGUCCGAGACACUGUUGGGCCUGUCCAACUGGCUGUUGACGCAAGUUGCAGACUUGGAUGCAGGGCUAAGCCAAGACGACGCAAGCCUACACGACGAGCGAAUCAAACUGUGGAACGACUUCAACCACGCUUGGCUGGCCUUGGGUUUUCAGCAGAAGCAGCUGAUGGAAUCCGGGCAGCAAAUCUCCAGAUCCCAGGGGCUGAUGUCGGAGGAGAUGAUCAAGAGGAUGGGCGACGAGCUCGUCCGGCUGUGCGACGGCAUCGAGCGGCAUGGCCUGGUCGACUACCAGUACGGUGUGUGGGAGGAACAGAUUGCGAGCAUUCUCGAAGAAUGUCUAGACCUUUACGAAGUCCGCAAGGCGUCUAGCGGCGGCGACGAGUCCCGUUGA